This is a messenger RNA of Nilaparvata lugens (brown planthopper), 2175 nucleotides long. Its product is annotated as secreted frizzled-related protein 5. The record is from RefSeq and is a predicted model, not a curated record. NCBI's taxonomy places the organism in Eukaryota, Metazoa, Arthropoda, Insecta, Hemiptera, Delphacidae. Gene Ontology annotation, molecular function: Wnt-protein binding. Gene Ontology annotation, biological process: negative regulation of canonical Wnt signaling pathway; non-canonical Wnt signaling pathway; canonical Wnt signaling pathway. The coding region runs from base 24 to 977 and encodes 317 amino acids. The transcript is spliced from 4 exons.
GUGUGACCAGAGUUGUGAGUGAGAUGGGUGCAAGUUGGCCGCUGUUACUGUUCAUAGUACAGCAUCUACUUACAACGGUGGCAGCAUUAUCGGCCAAAUGUGUGGACAUACCGUCUAGCAUGGUUUUGUGCAGAGGUGUGGGAUACAAGCAGAUGCGUGUUCCGAAUUUACUUAUGCAGGAAAGUGUGGCUGAAGCUGAGUCCGAAUCGUCAGUUUGGCUGCCGCUGCUGCAGCUACACUGUGCAGCUGACACGCAGCGCUUUCUCUGCUCGUUGCUGGCUCCUGUCUGCUUGGAUUUGGCCGCCAAUGAGUCUCAGGCCAGCCAGCAUGUGAUUCAGCCUUGUCGCAGUCUUUGUCUGGCUGUACGCGCUGGCUGUGAGUCUCGUAUGCUUGCCUAUGGCUAUCCCUGGCCUGCAAUUUUCGCCUGUAAUAACUUUCCUCUGGACAACGACAUGUGUAUUGCACCGGCACCGGUACCACGUCAACGCAAAGAAGGUCAAUGUCGAGCAUGCAAUCAGGCGGAAACCUAUGAGAAUAUCGUUGAUAACUUCUGUAGGGCUGAUUUUGCUGUGCGAGCUAGAUUGAAACGUAUCAAAAGACUACAUUUGACUUGCAAGAAAUCCAAAGUACUGAAAGGUGGCAAGCAAAGCGUUUCAAGAGCGAAGCUGAAAAGGUCAGUCCUUGUGCUGGGGUCUGACGAUGCAUGUUGUGAGGAUAAGGCCAAGUCCAGUAGGAGACAAAUGUUUCUUGUCAUGGGUGUAUACAGCAACAAAGAUAGAGACAUCACUCUCACUCCCACCUUUAUAAUGCCAUGGCUUGCCAAACAAUCGAAUGCGUUCAAGAGAGCAGUCGGAAUGUUCAACAAACUCAAUUGCACGGACCCAAAAAUGUUAGCAGUACAGUCAAAUGCUAGUGUUACUGGUAUGCAAGAAUAUUUGAACGAUAAUAAGCCCAAGCCUAGCAAUAAAGUUACUUAGCAAACAGCAAGCAGUCUUUUCCAUGAAACAAAAUUAUCAAGAACAACAGAAUAAAAAGUUUACACCAGAAGUAAAUACAGUAAAUAACAAGAAAGACAGUAUAUCAACAUUGUUUAAAAUCUGCCAAGUUAUUUUUUAAUUACCAUUGUCUUCUUUAAUACGUACAUAUUUGUUGUAAUUACUAGAUAGGUACUAUUUCGAAUGUGUCUUGAGUAGCCUACAGUAACUUUGUUUGGACUUCUGCACUCCUUCAGAGAUAAAUCUUAGAUCUUUUGCAAGUGUAAAAUCAUAGUAGAGCUGCCCUCACUGCUGCAACACGAAGAAAAGACAUUUUGAAUUUCACAGUCAAGUGAAUUAAAUCACUCCAUAAAACAUUUUAGUUUCAAACUGGAAUUUCUACUUGAACUUCUUCCAUUCUAAGUUUUCAAAAAAGUAGGCUAAUAAUAAUAAUUUGGAUAGAUAUCUAUUGAGUAUUAAGUGUCAUAAUAUUAUAUUUUUGAUAAGUUGAAUGCUUAUAAAUAGCCUACAGAUGCGUGGGGUUUCAAAAGGCAACAAAAGAGUCUUUAGUCAGGAAAUAGAAUUAGUUUUGUGUUACAUAUUCAAUAAUUAUAAUAAUUAUAACAUAUAAUCGUCAAAAACUUUUGUAUCAAGCAUGAGAAAUCACAAAAUUUUCAUUUACAGUGUUAUAUUAUCACUUAGAGUAUAUUUGUUUAGUUGAAUACUGGAAAAAAAUGAUGUGGAUUUCCAAUGCAAUACGAAUCGAUUUAGUCAGAAAAAUGUAACUAAUUCAGAUCUUAGUCAAGUCUAAAUCCAUGGUUUCAUCAAUAGGAAUUAAAAUUUCCUUUUCAUUCUUAUUUAUUUAUAUGGUUGAAUGGCAACAGUGUACAUUUACUCAAUGGCUACUCAUCGGUCUACAGGCAAGAAGGAAUACAUUCCUGUCCCAUUAUUUGCUACUCUUCCUGUCAGAUCUAUUUUUAUCUCUCAGAAAUUGAAAUGAAAAUGUUAUUUUCUAACGCUCUUAAAUCUGCCUAAUAUGAUAACUAGAAAUUUGUUUCGAAACUUAUUGAACUUUGAUAAGAAUAUUUUCGAUGUACUACAUAUACACGUAUAUGUAGUUUGGAUCAGUGUAGAAUCCCAUUGCUAUUAAUUUUCUAGUAGUCAUUUAAAUUGAAGAAAUAUAUUUUUCUUAACCAAGAAA